Molecule: messenger RNA, 3094 nt
Organism: Ceratotherium simum simum (southern white rhinoceros)
Lineage: Eukaryota; Metazoa; Chordata; Mammalia; Perissodactyla; Rhinocerotidae
Gene: ZNF260
Product: zinc finger protein 260
Biological process (GO): regulation of transcription by RNA polymerase II
Molecular function (GO): DNA-binding transcription factor activity; RNA polymerase II cis-regulatory region sequence-specific DNA binding
Source: RefSeq, a predicted model, not a curated record
CAAAACCUCUGAGGGUCCUAAGCUUUCAGCCUGAGUUCUGGGAUGCUGCUUUGACCCUCAACAGUAAUGUCUCAGUCCUGUGGCACUAUUUAGAAGUUUAGUCACCAGUUCAAACAAGAAGAGCAAUGGAUGACUGAGGAAGAAAUGUAAAGGAGGUGUUCCCCAGAAAAGACCUGGAAAUUUAUAAAUAGAGAAAGACAACAUGAAAGACUUGUGAGUUAAGUCUCAUCUUUCUCUGUGAAAACACAGCCAAUGAAAAACUCAGAAAACCUAUGAAACAGAAAAAUAUUUCCUUUGAGCACAGAAAUCAGUUCUUUAAGACUACACCUCUGUGUAUGGGACUGAGUGUAAAAGAGUUUGGAACGUAAUUUAUACUUAAAUAUGAGAGAAACUGUCUAAGAAAGAACCAUUAGGUAUAUAAUGAGGGUGCUAUAUUUCAUCCCAUUUUGUAAUCAUCUAAACUCAGGAUAACCAGUGUGAAAAAGUCAUUAUAAAUUCAACUUCAUUAUAUACCUGAGAAUUAAUUUUGGGGAGAAACUGUAUGAAUUCAGUGAUAUGGAAAAGCUUUCAUCCAUGUCACAUGUCAACAUAUACUAAGGAAUUCUUAUUGGAGAAAAUAUCUGUACAUGAUAAGAAUGUUGGAAAGCCUUCAGCCUGAAUCAGAUCUCCUUCAGCAUGAUCAAAUUCAUACUAGAGAGAAACUUUUUGAAUGUAAUGAAUGUGGAAAAACGUUUAGCCUGAAGCCAAACUUCAUAGAGCAUAGGAAAAUGCAUACUGCAGAGAAAUCACAUGAAUGUACUGAAUGUGGUAAAGUGUUCUCUCGGGUCUCAUCCCUUACUCUACAUUUGAGAAGUCAUACAGGAAAGAAACCAUAUAAAUGUAAUAAAUGUGGAAAAGCCUUCAGCCAGAAGGGAAACUUCCUUUCUCAUCAGAAACAUCACAUUGGAGAGAAACCUUAUGAAUGUGGGAAAGCUUCUAUUCAGAUGCCAAACCUCAUUAAACACCAGAGAAAUCAUACUGGAAACAAACCCUAUGCAUGUAAGGAAUGUGGGAAAGCGUUCAGUGGCAAAUCAUAUCUCACUGAGCAUGAGAAAAUUCAUACAGGAGAGAAACCCUUUGAAUGUAAUCAGUGUGGAAGAGCCUUCAGCCAGAAGCAAUACCUCAUUAAACAUCAGAAUAUCCAUAGUGGAAAGAAACCCUUUAAAUGUAAUGAGUGUGGAAAAGCCUUUAGCCAAAAGGAAAACCUCAUUAUCCAUCAAAGAAUACAUACUGGAGAGAAACCUUAUGAAUGUAAAGGAUGUGGGAAAGCUUUCAUUCAGAAGUCAAGCCUCAUUAGACACCAGAGAAGUCAUACAGGAGAGAAACCCUAUAUAUGUAAGGAAUGUGGAAAAGCGUUCAGUGGCAAAUCAAAUCUCACUGAGCAUGAGAAAAUUCAUAUUGGAGAGAAACCCUAUAAAUGUAAUGAAUGUGGAACAAUCUUUAGGCAGAAGCAAUACCUCAUUAAACAUCACAAUAUUCAUACAGGAGAAAAACCCUAUGAAUGUAAUAAAUGUGGAAAAGCCUUCUCUCGAAUUACAUCCCUUAUUGUACAUGUGAGAAUUCAUACAGGUGAUAAACCUUAUGAAUGUAAAAUAUGUGGGAAAGCCUUCUGUCAAAGCUCAUCUCUUACUGUGCAUAUGAGAAGCCAUACAGGGGAGAAGCCCUAUGGUUGUAAUGAAUGUGGGAAAGCUUUCUCUCAGUUCUCAACUCUUGCUCUACAUAUGAGAAUCCAUACUGGAGAAAAACCUUAUCAGUGUAGUGAAUGUGGGAAAGCUUUUAGCCAGAAGUCACAUCAUAUUAGACACCAGAGAAUUCAUACUCAUUAAAGCUCUAUGAAUGCCUUGAAUUUAGGAAAACUUUCAACAGAAUUCAUACUUAGUAGUAUAUCAGAAAAUUCAUUUUACAGUAAAGUGAUGUGAAUGUGGAAAAUCCUUCAGCAACAACUCAAACCUUAAAAUACUGAGAAUUUUAAUAAUAAGUAUCAUAGUAUCGUGAAAACCUAUAGCCACAGAACCCCCACAACAAACAUUGUUAAUGCUGUACUCUUAGGAACAUUCUCAUUGAAGUAAGGAUCCAGUCAUGGACAAUAAUCAACAUGGUUCUGGAAGGCCUACCUGAUGCGUUAAGACAAAGAUAUGAGAGGUAUAAAGAUUUGAAGUUGAGACAAAAUUGUCAUUUUUUCUUAUGUUUUGCUGCAUAUAUAAUCAUCAAAAUUAUUUCCUCUUGAUUCAGUCAUAGAAAAUAGAUCGUGACAGAAUAUUAUAUCCACAAACAUGCAUGUCUUUAUGGGGAAUUGGUAAUUGAGAGGGGUGGUAUCAGAAAUCAGUAGGGAAAUCAUGGAUGAUUUAAAAAAUGGUCUCAGGGUAAUUGACACUUCAUAUGGGAAAAUAUUAGAUCUUUGCUCUUGUCCUACAUUAAAAUAUUUAUUAUGAAAUCCAAAAGUAUUGAAUACUGGAAUCAAAAAGUAAAACUUAAACAUAAGAAUUUUAUGGGAGAAUGUUUUUAAAACCUUGGAUUAGGAAAAAUAUUCUAAAGUAUAUUCCAGAAUACCCACUCUUGAGUAUAUAUACAUAUACCCAAGAAACUGAUACAUGUACCCAGGGAGUCAUAUGAAUUAUAUUAGCAUGAAUUAUAUUAGCAAAAAAUUGGAAACAAAUGUCUGCUGCUUGUGCAAUGGAUGAGUAAAAUGUAGUAGAGGCACACAGUAGAAUAUUCUCUAGCAGUUGAGUAUAACAAAUUAUAUGUAUUAACAGAAAGAUGUGAAAAAUUAAGUAGAUUGAAGAAAAAUGAAGUGAUGAAUAUAUUAUGAUAACUUGUGUGGAUUAAUUAAAUCAACACUAACCAACACUAGUAUUAAGCAUUGGUUAUGUAUGAACAUUAUGUAAAACCAUGAAGAAUGGAUUGGAAUGAUAUACACUCUAUUCCCAAAAAUGGCUGCCGCUGGAAAGAAAGGCAGUAGAAAGGAAAUGGGACCAAGCAUGGAAGUUAAAGAAUGCUUUUUUGUAUCUAAAUAUCUAUCAUUAAAAAGAAAUAAAGAUUACAAGUAAAUAUAACA